This is a messenger RNA of Fundulus heteroclitus (mummichog), 1539 nucleotides long. RefSeq lists its product as uncharacterized. Bases 214 to 1317 code for a protein of 367 amino acids. The record is from RefSeq and is a predicted model, not a curated record. The transcript has 3 exons. Lineage: Eukaryota; Metazoa; Chordata; Actinopteri; Cyprinodontiformes; Fundulidae.
CCCCUUUUAUGGAUUGUUAGAGUUUAUAUCUCUGCAGCUAAAACUCCAGCAACCCGACCAUCCGCAAAGACAGAAACGUCUCUCCAGUCCAAACCCACUGACCCACCUGGACCGACAUCUCACAAGGGUCCACCAACCACCUCUAACCCUAACGUCUGCACUCUAAUCGCUGUUAUCGCGGUCCUCUGCGUGCUGCUGCUCGUUGUGUCUUUCAUGGCCGCGAUGCGCAGAAGGAAUCGCAGCAGCAAAGCUGUGAGGCCUGGCUGUCCCACAGAAGGAGAGAAGAAGCACGAAGAAGACGGGAUGCCGAGUCCGGAUCGGUCUGCAGGACACCCGGAAGAACCUCGGAGAAGGUCCUUCACUGGCAUCAGAGCAAAGUCGGCUAACGCCAUCAUCCUCUCGUCUCCUUUCUACGCGACUGAGAAGGACAAAGUUACUUCCCCAGCUGAGGUAGAAGCUCCUCUGGAGGAAUCUGGAAAAGAAAACCAGGGAUCUGAGAGUGGAGCAGAAAGGGGAGAAGGAGCUCGUCCGAAAACCGUCGCAACCUUUGACCCGGUUGAGGAGCGUGUGACGCAGGACGGUGAUGCUGGGCAGCUCUCUGAAAAUCAGGAGCGUGCUCAUGUCCACACCGGCGUUGUACCGUACCUGAGCAUCGGCAGCGCGCAGAACAAAGCCCGUCCUGAUAAAGACUCCUCAGAGGGACCAGGCUGGAGCCCACAGAGAGGCAAAGUCAUCCAGAGGAUCUCCACCUGGCCUCCUACUGCGCCCCAGUGGCAGGCACGGUGCAAAAGGAGAGAGGAAGAAGGCGAGGACGUUGGUGGGUUCGCUGUUUGGACGCAAAGUGGAACCGCGGAGCUCUCCGAGGACGUGAAGAUCACGAUGGAGCAUCCCAGCAGCUCGGAUCAGAGCAAAAAGCAGGAGGGAAGGAACCCCAACCGGAGUCCUCCGGACGGCUUUAAACCACCAGAGGCUCCUGUCGGCGUCUCUGAGGUAGAAGGCAUGACCCUGGGUGCAGGUUCUGUCACACGGGUCAGAGAAGACCUGGAGACCGAGGAGCAUCCUUCUCAGAAGAACAGCAGCGACGUGAGGAAGGACCAGAAGCGUUCUGUGACCGUCAGGCAGAGGGCAGACGACCGAGCCGCCGCGGCCGCCGCCGGGUCAAAGGCGUCCUCCGGCGGCGCGUCACCGGAUGAUGAGACUCUGCUCUCAGGGAACGAGUACGCCUUCAUGGACCUGCUUCACGAAGUGGUUCAGAACAACGGCCGCUGGACCAGAGAGAGGUGGAAACAGAUUCAUGUCAACAAGCAGCGGCGGUGAAAACAAACCCGAGUUCAAGGUUUAUCUUUUUUUUUUAUCACCGAAUCAUGAUUUAUUCAGUCUCUGGGGUCAGAAUGGUUCAUUAGUCUAGAUGAGAUGAUUCAGUUCCUAGUGAGCUUCAUAGUUAAAAUAUAGUCAAAAUAUAUUUACCUUUAGCUUCUCAUGUGAGUCCCGUGGCGACUGGAGAUUCCCAGGUCCAUCUGAAAUAUUAUUUUAGAACUG